Clarias gariepinus (North African catfish) is the source of this 740-nucleotide messenger RNA. RefSeq names its product parvalbumin-2. Gene Ontology annotation, cellular component: nucleus; cytoplasm. The transcript is spliced from 5 exons. Bases 119 to 448 code for a protein of 109 amino acids. The record is from RefSeq and is a predicted model, not a curated record. Gene Ontology annotation, molecular function: calcium ion binding. Lineage: Eukaryota; Metazoa; Chordata; Actinopteri; Siluriformes; Clariidae.
UGGUGUCUGUUACAGUGCUGGAGACAAGGGUAUAAAUGCGGGGAGAAGGCACACUUGGCCAAAGCUACAGUAUCUGCCUCAUCUGUUGUAGAACGCAGCAGCACAAAGAUAUCUAAAAAUGGCCUUCGCUGGAAUUCUUAAGGACGAGGAUGUGGCUGCAGCCAUCAAGGCCUGCUCUGCUCCCGACAGCUUCAACUACAAGAGCUUCUUUGCCACAGUUGGCCUGUCAGCAAAAUCUGCUGAUGAUGUUAAGAAGGCAUUCUUCGUAAUUGACCAGGACAAGAGCGGCUUUAUUGAGGAGGAUGAGCUGAAACUGUUCCUGCAGAACUUCUCUGCUGGUGCCAGGGCUCUGACUGAUGCUGAGACCAAGGUCUUCCUUGCAGCUGGUGACAGUGAUGGUGAUGGCAAAAUUGGAGUUGACGAGUUUGCUGCCCUUGUGAAGGCUUAAGUGCUCUCGGACUCCAUUUCUUGUUUUCUUUUUUGGAAAUAGGUCUCUAUACUUUUGUAGUGCUCCUGGCUCCAAUAUUUAAUUUUUUUUUUAUACAUGUAUUUAUUUUUGACAACUGUGGACUCCUCACUGCAAGAAAAAAAAUGUCUUAAAGCCAAAAUGUCUUAAAACCAUGUUGCUUAUUUAUUGCUUGUUAGGUAUGUAUUUAUGCAAAGAGCCUAACCUGUGCAAAUAUAAAAUGCAUUUUGCACUUUUGACAAUGAAAUAAAUUUGCAUUUGGUGUACAAUUUUA